AUCCGGGCUCAAACUGAAAUUGUUUAUAACUAAGAUACUGUGCUGAGAAGCAAGUCGAUUCAGUAUUAUUUAGUUGUCAUCAUGAACACAUAUUUAAUAAUACUAACUGUGAUUGUUGCAUGCUCCUCGGAGCCACACUGCUCCAAAUUUCACUAUGAGGAAAAACUGUUAGAAAAAAUGAUCAGGACAGAAAUUCUUGUUGAAAAUAUGAAGAAACACAUAGAUGAUAUAGAAGCUAGAGUUACCGGGGUAUUAGCCAAACUUAAGGAGGAUACAACCACAUUGAAAGGUGAAAUAGAAGAGAUGCAAGAAAACAGUGCAAACCUUAUCACAUUGCAAGAGAAAGCAAAGAGCGAGCUGGACAAAAAUAUGCAAGCAGUGCAAGACCUUAAAGAUAAAGUUGUGUCACCAAAUAUUGCUUUCAUGCGAAGAACGUGAAAAAUAUCAGUCCUACAGAUGGCGAUACCAUUGUAUUCACUGACAUUCUCCUUAACCUUGGCGAGAGUUACAAUACUUAUACUGGAGUAUUUACUGUUCCACUUGGAGGCAUUUAUCUGUUUACUGUUCAGUUAUGUAUUUAUCAAGGUAAGCGAUCAGAUUAUGGAUUGGUCGUUGAUGGUGUUAAUGUGGAUGUGGCAAUAUACCAGGACAACUAUCAUGGUCAUGCAUCCUGCUACAAGUUAACUACAAUAGUCUCAGUAAAGUCAGGCAACAAAGUUUUGGUGAAGGUGAUAUAUCGACCUAAUAGCGGCCAACUUUUUUUCACAGUGACACAAACUAUUGGACAUCAUGUUCCGGAGUUCUAGUUCAGACAGAUUAGUUCUGUAUAUUCAAAUUGAAAUAAACAUAUUAAAGAAUACAACGUUGACAAGAAAACGUUGACUUAUUUAUAUUUUAACGUUUGUCCAGAAUGUAUAAAUUUUAGUGUUUUAACUGAAUUUUCUUCUAUUUUGCUUUCGGUAGAUUACAAUGCUUAUUUUUAUAUAAUACUUAAAAUAUUAUUAUUAAUUGCAAUAAUUUAAUAUAAUAUGGUAUAUUUUUCACAAAAAUAAUGAACAAUUGUUUCUAUGGCGGUCGGACGAACAAUUUUGAUAGCGCAAUAAGAACAUCAAUCAUAAGCAAAUGGAAAUUUCAGCAGACCGUCUACACACCAUUAAAUGUAUGUAAAAAUGUGAAAAAGAUAUUUGAAACACACACAUAUGUUUAGAUGAUAUAUCUUAUCAAAUUAUUUUAAUAAAAUAUUUAUGUAAAACGAUAGAAAACCUAUAAGCCAGUACCUGUAAGAUCCAA
This is a messenger RNA of Ruditapes philippinarum (Manila clam), 1290 nucleotides long. RefSeq names its product heavy metal-binding protein HIP-like. Gene Ontology annotation, molecular function: protein binding. Lineage: Eukaryota; Metazoa; Mollusca; Bivalvia; Venerida; Veneridae. The record is from RefSeq and is a predicted model, not a curated record. Bases 82 to 438 code for a protein of 118 amino acids. The transcript is spliced from 2 exons.